AUGCAGAGUCACUGUGAGCUUGCUGAGCAUGCCCAUCAACAGCAUGCCGAGGACGCAAAGGAGUUCGUGGUAGAGGCAAUCACUUUCCGAACUGCAAGUCUCAGAAAUAUCGCAUCGAAGUGUUGGGGAGAUCCAGGAAGACUUCAUACUCUGGACACGGUGUCAAUUCAGUUGAUGCCAACUCGCGAUCUGAUGGCGUCCAGUUCUACAGGCCAGCACGAGACGCCAGCUGAAAUGUAUUCAUGCUGGAUGUACGGACAGAGGGCGUUAUGGGUGGACGAUGCGUUCAACCUAACGUCCUACUUGCUAAGGUUGACCACUGUAAUUGUAGCGGAUGAAAGGGAUUGA
This is a messenger RNA of Necator americanus (New World hookworm), 348 nucleotides long. RefSeq lists its product as uncharacterized. The transcript is spliced from 3 exons. The record is from RefSeq and is a predicted model, not a curated record. Lineage: Eukaryota; Metazoa; Nematoda; Chromadorea; Rhabditida; Ancylostomatidae. The coding region runs from base 1 to 348 and encodes 115 amino acids.